CUCUAGACCUUUUCAGACAGAUAGCCAAGUAUUUUCUUCAGAACCUCCCUUGAAGUUGAAGGCCUGCCUUACUGAUCAUUUUGACACCUGUUAAGUCGACUUGUCAAGAUGUCUUUGCUCCUGAAAGUUGUCCGACAGCAGGGGAGUUUGUUCCACAUUUGUGGCGCCGGAAUUUCGGUGGCUCCGAGAACAACAACAACAGCGACCUUCAGACAGCAGAGCACCAGGGCAGAGGCAGAGGGUAGCGUCGCGUACGAGAGUUCCGCUCGGCCUUUCGAGGAGAUCCCAGGGCCCAAGGGUCUACCCCUCAUCGGGACGGCGUGGGACUACUCUCCUUUUGGUCGGUUUCCAAUGAAAACAAAGUUUAUGGAGUCAUUCAAAGAGAGAACAAAGACCUACGGGAGGAUCUACCGGGAAAAACUCGGCCCGAUUGACUUCGUGGUCAUCAGCGAUCCCAAGGAGAUCGAGAAGGUGUUCCGCAAUGAGGGCAGAUAUCCCAAGAGGCGGACUCUUUUCACCGGAGAAGAGUGGCAGCGCGUGCGCAGCUCGGUGCAGAAGGACAUGAUGCGGCCCAAGACGGUCGGCGCGUACGCCCCGCUGCAGGAUGACGUCAUCAGGGACCUGGUUGACGUCAUCCGGGCUCUGACAGGGAAGGACAACAGCGGAGGGCAAGUUCACAACUUCACCAACUACGCGUACAGAUGGGCACUGGAAGCGAUCAGCGUGGUUGUGCUGGACAAGCGGCUCGGGUGCCUGACCUUGGAUGACCUUGAGCCGGGUUCUGACGCGCAGCUGAUGAUCGACGGGGUUCAAGCCUUAUUCCAGGGGUUCGCGAAGCUGGAGCUGUCGACGGUCGGCCUGUACAGGUACAUCAGCACCCCAACCUGGAGGAAGUUUGAGAAAGGAAUCGACCAGUGGCACUACGUCGCUGCCAAGUUGCUGAAGGAAAAGCUGGCUAGAAGCAAGACUGAAGAAGGAAAAUCCACCGAGUCGGACACGGACUUUCUCCAGAGCCUCCUCUCUAGGGAUGAUGUCACGUUCGAGGAGGCAAUGCUGAUGGCAGUGGACCUCCUGGGUGGUGGGAUCGACACGACGGGGAAUGCCCUGAUGUUUAACCUCUUCUGCCUGGCGAAAAAUCCCGAAGUCCAGGAGAAACUUUACCGUGAGAUCACAGAGGUGGUUCCGCCUGGGCAGUCCAUAGACGACAAGACGCUGAACAGGAUGCGCUACCUCCGCGCUGUGGUGAAAGAAACUUUCAGAGUUUAUCCAAGUGUCAGCGCCAACAUGAGAGAGUUGAACCGGGACAUUGUGUUGUCGGGAUAUGUCGUUCCAGCAAAGACACCGAUCCUGAUGGCCAAUGACGUCAUCAGCUCGCUUCCGGAAUACUAUCCGGAACCGGAAUCCUUCAAGCCGGAAAGAUGGCUCCGCGAUGACGUCGCUUCAGGUGGCGUCCAACCGUUCGCGAUGCUGCCGUUCGGAUACGGGCCGAGGAUGUGCAUCGGUCGGCGUUUUGCAGAACAGGAAGUACAUCUCGGGUUAAUCAGGGUAGUUGUCCGACAGCAGGAGAGUUUGUUCCACAUUUGUGGCGCCGGAAUUUCGGUAACAACAGCGACCUUCAGACAGCAGAGCACCAGGGCAGAGGCAGAGGGUAGCGUCGCGUACGAGAGUUCCGCUCGGCCUUUCGAGGAUAUCCCAGGGCCGAAGGGUCUACCCCUCAUCGGGACGGCGUGGGACUACUCUCCUUUUGGUCGGUUUCCAAUGAAAACAAAGUUUAUGGAGUCAUUCAAAGAGAGAACAAAGACCUACGGGAGGAUUUACCGGGAAAAACUCGGCCCGAUUGACUUCGUGGUCAUCAGCGAUCCCAGGGAGAUCGAGAAGGUGUUCCGCAAUGAGGGCAGAUAUCCCAAGAGGCGAACUCUUUUCACCGUUAAAAAGUACCGUGAACUGAAGAAAUUGCCGACUGGAAUAGUAAACCUAGAGGGAGAAGAGUGGCAGCGCGUGCGCAGCUCGGUGCAGAAGGACCUGAUGCGGCCCAAGACGGUCGGCGCGUACGCCCCGCUGCAGGAUGACGUCAUCAGGGACCUGGUUGACGUCAUCCGGGCUCUGACAGGGAGGGACAACAGCGGAGGGCAAGUUCACAACUUCACCAACUACGCGUACAGAUGGGCACUGGAAGCGAUCAGCGUGGUUGUGCUGGACAAGCGGCUCGGGUGCCUGACCUUGGAUGACCUUGAACCGGAUUCUGACGCGCAGCUGAUGAUCGAUGGGGUUCAAGCCUUAUUCCAGGGGUUCGCGAAGCUGGAGCUGUCGACGGUCGGCCUGUACAGGUACAUCAGCACCCCAACCUGGAGGAAGUUUGAGAAAGGAAUCGACCAGUGGCACUACGUCGCUGCCAAGUUGCUGAAGGAAAAGCUGGCUAGAAGCAAGACUGAAGAAGGAAAAGUCACCGAGUCGGACACGGACUUUCUCCACAGCCUCCUCUCCAGGGACGACGUCACGUUCGAGGAGGCAAUGCUGAUGGCAGUGGACCUCCUGGUUUAUCCAAGUGUCAGCGCCAACAUGAGAGAGUUGAACCGGGACAUUGUGUUGUCGGGAUAUGUCGUUCCAGCAAAGACACCGAUCCUGAUGGCCAAUGACGUCAUCAGCUCGCUUCCGGAAUACUAUCCGGAACCGGAAUCCUUCAAGCCGGAAAGAUGGCUCCGCGAUGACGUCGCUUCAGGUGGCGUCCAACCGUUCGCGAUGCUGCCGUUCGGAUACGGGCCGAGGAUGUGCAUCGGUCGGCGUUUUGCAGAACAGGAAGUACAUCUCGGGUUAAUCAGGAUUGUUCAGAGCUUCCACGUGGGCUGGUCCGGAGAAGACAUGAAGCAGAAGAACAGAUCAGUCAUCAACGCACCGGACAGGGACAGCUUCGUGUUCCGCGAGAGAGCCGGCGCUGCAUGACCUUCUUUUAAUUAUGGCUUGUUUUAUUUCUUUGUUUUUUUUUUGUUGCCAUUUUCCGACAAAAUCUGUACAUUUGGGGACCUGGUAUUACACUCAAAUCAUCUGAAAUUUGGUCUGGGUAUGCUUUAUAUAUCUACCAACAACAAUUCAUUAUAUUUUUUGUCAUAAACUUGUAUAAUUUGGGACUUUUUUUACUGCUUUUGGGUCACAAUUUACAAUAUAGUUAGGGAUGACUAUCGAUGAGUCAUCUGUCUGGCAUGCACAGCAAGUAACCAAUCAGCAUGCAGCUUUCCUCUAUUCUUCUUGCUGAUUGGCUGUUGGGAUAUAAUUGGGUUUACUCCAUGAACAGCUGCACAACCCAUACCACAUUGAAAGUAGGUACUGCAUUGAAGUGUUUUCGUAGGUAUGUCAAACUUUCCUGCUCAAGCACUUUCCUGCUCAGGGCAUAAACGCUUUUUUUAUCUUGAAAAUCAGCAGUUUACAUCAUGCAAAUGAAAAUCCUAAUCAGUAA
This is a messenger RNA of Branchiostoma belcheri (Belcher's lancelet), 3451 nucleotides long. Its product is annotated as cytochrome P450 10-like. The record is from RefSeq and is a predicted model, not a curated record. Bases 109 to 2940 code for a protein of 943 amino acids. Gene Ontology annotation, molecular function: oxidoreductase activity, acting on paired donors, with incorporation or reduction of molecular oxygen; heme binding; monooxygenase activity. NCBI's taxonomy places the organism in Eukaryota, Metazoa, Chordata, Leptocardii, Amphioxiformes, Branchiostomatidae. The transcript is spliced from 19 exons.